AUGCAUCUUUCUGUGCUCCUCUUCACGCUUUGCCCGCUGGUCUUCGGUGAUAGCUUGGAGAUCAUGGACGUGGGUGGUCUGUGUUAUAUCUACUCGAACAGCACACGAGGCUGUACAGGAUCCUCGGAGGUUAUUGCGGUAUUAAAUGGCACUUCUUGCUCCAAUCUCAGCACGAUAGGGCGCAACAAGCGCACCGAGACAAACGCAGUCAAUGUGACCGUCUGUGGUGCUCAGCGACAAGCUGGUCAGGAGCUUGCUUGGAUCACAGCUGACAAGAGCGGCCUUCUGACGUUUCAGAACAUCGGAGGAGACACGGCAAACUGUACAAUCGGCAAAGAGUUCGAGGUGGGAACUUUCUGCUCUGCUCUCAAUGGUAGUUCGAUUGAAACAGCCACAGAAAAGCCUACAUUGAUCUCAUCUACCAAGGUUAUAGAAUUCAGCACUGUUGCGCCCUCGAGCAUGAAUCUGGUGCCGUCCAAGGCCGUCUCGAUGGAUUGCUAA
Molecule: messenger RNA, 501 nt
Organism: Penicillium odoratum
Lineage: Eukaryota; Fungi; Ascomycota; Eurotiomycetes; Eurotiales; Aspergillaceae
Exons: 2
Coding region: 1-501 (166 amino acids)
Source: RefSeq, a predicted model, not a curated record